Cinara cedri is the source of this 5369-nucleotide messenger RNA. The record is from the annotation of a GenBank genome assembly. NCBI's taxonomy places the organism in Eukaryota, Metazoa, Arthropoda, Insecta, Hemiptera, Aphididae.
UUUUGAUAAAUUCUAUUUCAUUUUGAUUUUCCAAUUUUUCAAUUUGAUUCAUAAACAUAGACCAAUCUUUACACCUAUAAGAGUUAGGUUUUUUCAAUGAUAUAUUCAAAUUUUUAGGAUAUUUCUGUUGUCCGAGGUUGUCGGUAGAUUCGGUAAAAUCGCGUACUUUUAUUAGCGACUACAGUUCAUAUUACGGCGAGUCUGGUCCAAAAGUGGAAAAGGAUGUCUGUAAUCUAUUUUGAUGGAAUACUGAAAUAAUAAUAUUAUAUGAUUCAUUUUUUAUUUUAUUUACACGUGUGUAUACAUACGAGUAUAUCGGAGCAAAAUUGCUGGCAGAAAAGUUGUCCACAGAAGAAAAAAUUUAAAAAUCAAUAAGCUUCUUAACUCAGAAUCUAGAAGUAAAGUUUUUAACACUUGUAAAUUUUCGUCGAACUGUUGCUUAUUUUUUUGAGAAACCCAUUAUUUGAAUAAAAAUAAAUACAAUUAUUACGAGUACGCCUUAAUAAUGUGGCCUAUAAUACGCUGCAUAAUUUAAUUUAAUAUAAUAAACCGGUAGUCUUUUCAUGAUAAUUAUUUAUAAAUAUCAUAAUAAAUCUAAUCUCUAUAAAGAUAAGAGAAUGAUUUGUGAGUUGUUUGUUGUUUAUAAUCAGUGCAUUAUCUCUAUUCGCGUAAACGUGACUCUUGAACACUAAUUUAUUAAUAUUUAGUUCACGCGUUCUAAUGACCACGGUAGGUAGGUACCAGCGUAUAGAAACCGAUCGCUAUGUACGUUAACAAAGUCACGGUAAUGGUAUACGCCAUCGUAUCCCAGUGCGUGAUACCUGCGGAAAAUGCCAGAAUAUUGGCCGUGGAAACUGUGGCGGGCAAAAGUCAUUGGAACUUCAUGAGCGCUGUGCUGCGUUCGUUGACCGAGGCCGGUCACAGCGUGACCGUGUUCACGCAGUUUCCGGACGGAGACCGCGAAAACUAUACGGAAGUGGAUACGUCUAUGAACUUCCCAAUAUUGGUCGAUUACAGCCUCGUUGAAUUGUUGGAGAAAUUCGAACCGGUCAGGCUUAUGUCGAUGUGGGGCUGGCUCAGCAGACAAUACUGCGAUAUGAUUUACAAAAGCGACCGACUCGGCGAGAUAGUAAACGGUACCGGCAACUCGAGUUUCGAUCUGAUCAUCAUCGAACCGAUCUCGGGGUUCGACUGUAUGUCCUACUUAGCCAGCGCGUUGGACUUGCCGAUGGUUUACGUGAUUCCGUCACCGAUGGUCACAUUAGGAGAACGUAAAUUUACCGGACAUGCCUCCAACCCAGCGUGCGUAUCAAAUAUUAUAAGUAAUCAGGCUGUCCCGAAAACGUUCGCCCAAAGGUUUAUAAAUACCGUUAAAAUUGUUUUUAACGUAAACGCGAAGUUAUACAAUCUAGCGGUGAGAUUGACCAACCCGAGCCCGUAUGAUUUUUCGCCCACAGUCAGCCCUUCAAUAAUCUUUCAAAACAGUCAUUUCGUAUCGGAAAAGGCGAAGCCGGUUACAUCUAAUGUCAUAAAUAUAGGCGGUAUACAUCUGAAACCAGCAAAGCCUAUUCCAAAAGUGAGUAAAAUACCACACAAAUACAAUUUACAAAACGGUUUAAAAUGCAGCACAGUAGUACAUACAAUAUUAUAAAAUGUGUUGCAUACACAAUAACAUAAUUAUUGAUUUUAUUAGGAUAUAUUAGAUUUCAUCGGAGACGCUCCCCACGGAGUAAUUUACGUUAAUUUUGGUUCCUUAGUUAAAUUAUCUGCACUUCCGGAUUAUAUCGAAAAAGCGUUUAAAGAAGCGCUAGCUCAAGUACCUCAAAAAGUUUUGUUGAAAUACGAAGAGGUAAUGAAGGAUAAACCGAAAAACGUGAUGAUAUCCAACUGGUUUCCACAGCGUGACAUUCUCUGUACGAUCAUUAAAUAAUAAAAUGCUUAUAAAAACUUUUUAAUGUCAUAUUAUAAUAAAUUAAAACAUUUAAUUUUAAAUUUUUUUUGUAUUUUAGUGCAUCCUAAUGUAAAAUUAUUUAUAAGUCACGGUGGCAUGUCUUCAGUGUACGAAACUGUCGACGCCGGUGUUCCUGUACUUGGAUUUCCUUUGAUUUACGAUCAGUCAAGAAAUAUUGAUCAUUUGGUUUACUAUGAAAUGGCAAUAUCUAUGGACAUACUUACAGUUACCAAUGACACACUGUUAAAUAAUAUUUUGGAAAUCAUUAAUAACGAAAAGUAAGUUUCUCGACAAAUAUUAUUAAUUUCACGAGUCAUAUUAAUACUUGUUAAAUUUCCCUCGAGUAAGUACAGACACUAUUGUACUGCAUUGUGUUUGUUAUAUUUUAAACACAAACACACGAGUAUAUCUUUUUCUCGGUACUUUUGAACGUAUUUGACGGCUUUCUCUGAGGCAAAUGAGUUCAAACUUAGGGAUUAAAUUUUUUAUUUUUUAAAUGUUGCGCUUAACUAAGUUUUUGUAGGAGGAGGGUGUUUUUUCAAUUUUUUACACCCGUAAAAACCUCUGAAAUCAAGUCAGAUAGAUGACGUUUUGUAUGUACAUAUAGUUUAUGUAUUAAGGACAUUUUUUUAUUCGAUUCUGUAUCCAUUAUCUAAAGUUUAUAGUAUUAUUUUUAUAAACGAAAGAAAGAUGGGGUAGUAUACCACGGAAUAUAACAGGGGAAGGGGUAGAUGUGGUCAAUUGGCGGAAUACAAAUCAUAAAUAAAUAUACAUUUAAUAUUAAAUAUAUAACAUGAAAUUAUAAAAACACCCAUGAUUAGCUUCAGUAAUUAUAAUUAUUUUAAAUAAUAAUAAAAAAAAAUAAGUGAAAUAUUGUUACGGGAACCAUAGGAAAGUUUACUACUCACGGGUGUUUUAUUUAAUAUUUAUAACACAAAUUAAUAAAAACAAAUAUUAUUUUUAGGUACACGAUAAAUGCUAAAAAAAAUUCUCAAAUAUUCAAAGAUCGUCCAAUGUCGCCGGCAAAAUCUGUUGUAUAUUGGACAGAAUACGUAAUCCGUCACAAAGGAGCACCACACUUGAAAUAUCAUGGUCUUAAUCUUACAUGGUAUCAAUAUUACCUUUUAGACGUGAUUGCAGUAAUACUAGUUUUUGUUUUUUUAGUGCUUUACAUAGUAUAUAAAUCCAUUCAAUUAAUUAUUAAACUUUUUUCGACGCACACAUACAAGAAUAAAGUUAAGUAUCAGUAGUUAUAAAAUCAAAACUCUGUGAAAUCAAACAUAUAUCUAUUCAUAUAAUUUAUAUUACUAAUAUUAAUUUGAUUUUUAGAUUGGUAUUUGGAUUUUUAGACAGUAUUGGAUUGGGUAGAAAAUAUAUAUUAUGUAUUAUAUGUGGUACAGCAAUAGCAUAUUUUUUUUUCAUCGGCAUUUGAUCACAAUCAAACGUUAAACCGAUAUAUACGUAUUUGGCAAUCUAAAAACAAAUAUAACCACGUGAGCUGGACAUUUUUUAUAAUGUGUAGAGUACAGCAUGAAUUACAAUCGACCGGAUAAUAAAUAGAUAUUAAAAAGGGUAAUAAUCUCUCGUCACACUUAAACCCAAGGAGAUGUUGACCCAAGUUCGGUAUUAUAAAAUCACUAGGUUCUCAGUUUUCGAAUAGAAUUCAUAGUCACGGAGCGACAAUUUAUAUUACUAUUAAAAUGAAAUCAAAUUUUGUGUACUAUUAUUUUUAUGAAUAUUACCUACUAUCAUCAUUGUGAACGGAAGAAAAUCUGCCGUUGAUCCUUAGCUAUUAUUUGUCGCAAUAUGGAACUUUAAAGGUACAAAACGAUAUUUGUGACAGAAAACGGUAUGAAAAGCAAGUACCUGCUUAUUUUUAUUACAUCAUUUGUAUGUACAAACAUUAAAACAUCUACUUAAUGUAAUAUAAGUGGGCAUAUUAUUCGUUCGAUACUUUACAAUAAUAGUACUUAUAUUUUAAAACUAUUUAUGAUUGGUGUUGACCGCGUUACAAAAAACCCAGCUCGAUGGGAUUUUAUGAUUACGGACUGCUAUAAACAGUCAUAAAAAUAUUAGGAUGUCAAUAUAUUAUCGUUUAUAACUACGAUAUGAUGCUAUUUGAAAGUCAAUGUUUUUUGAUUUAGUAAUGAACUUAAAAAAAAUGUAUUUUUACAAAAAUACAAUAUGAAUGAGCUAAGAGCAGGACGACGGGGAACUUAUUUCCAAUUUUUUUUUUUGUUUGGCAAUUAUUAAGUCAUUAAUUAUUUAUUUAUUUUUAGAUUAAAAAUGUCAUAGAUAUAUCAAUUUAUCUUUUUUAUGGUCAAAUAUUGAUAAAUAAAAAAAAAAUAUUAUGUAUAACAAAUAUAUUGUAUAGCCAAUCCAAUAUCGUAUAUUACACAAUUGUCCUGAUAAAUUAAAUUUGUUCAAUUUCCUAGCUAUAUGAUCAGGGACUGGAACCUCCUUUGUGGUUCUUUAGGUUCCGGUUGCGAUUAGGUACAUACAUAAUUUAAUUUUCGGUUUCGGUUCUUGGUACUAUCGGUUUUUGAAAAUAUUAAAUACUUCAGCUUAAUUUAAUUUUUUUUUUUUUUAAAGAAUUUUUUUGUAUUAAUUGUACUAUACUUAUUUCCUGUGGUCUGAAAAGGCAAAAAAUUAUUUUUCGACUAUUUGCACGAAAUACGCAUUUAUAUUUUACACUAAUAAAAGUACAAUUACUUUAUUAUUUUUUUUUUUUUAUUUCUUUUGCAAUCAUUGGCUUUGUAAUCUCACGGAACCGAUUAGAACCUAAGACAAGAAGAUCCAAUAUUUUUCAAACUUUAUUUGAAAAAAAAAAAAUGCUUAAAUACCCAACAGUUUUUCUAUAGAAUUAAAUAAACGAACAACACAUGUCGAUACAUUGGUUUUAUUUUUGUUGAUUUAUGGGUUACCUUGGAUACGGUGGAAAAGAACACGACUAAUACUAUAGUCUAUUAUGAGGUGUUAGCCAUGUUUUUUUUCUUUAAAAUGUAUAUUAUCAUUAAUUUCAUUAUCAUUAUCAUUAAUCAUUAUUCAUGUAUGUUUUUUAAAAGUAUGUUUGUAUACUCAAUCACCACUCUGAAAUCCUUGAGCCGGUGUCAACCAAACUUAAUACACGAGUAAGAUAUAUACAUAUAUAAACCUAUGUUUAUAUACGUAUUUUAUUAAUUCGUUUAACCUGUAAUUUUGUUUCUGGUUUUUCCCAAUUAUUUUGAACAACUUUUGGAAAUCAAAAAAAUUACCUCUGUAAUGCACCAACUAGACAAAAUUACUACUACAAAACCCCAAACCAAUACAACUAACAGAUCCGAAUCUAAUAUUGUAAAGUACAAAAGUUGCAUGUCGUUUAUUAUAGUCCUUAGAUAAGUCUAGUACUUAUAAUAAUUACUUUAAAAUGUAUCAUUUG